AUGGAGAAAAAUCAGGCUGCAGCUAUCCACACUCAACCAUCCCCUCAAUUAGAGUCAAAUACAGAGGAAGGAGUUAACUGGGAGGAAGCCAAUUACCUUGGGAAUUCAUCUAGGCAAGCUUAUAACCCAUAUUCAAAGACCUAUAACCCUGGUUGGAAGAACCACCCAAACUUUGGGUGGGGAAACCAACAAAACCAAGGCCGAGACCACAAAUCUCAUAAUCCCAACCAAGGGAAAAUAAAGAAGGUGAGCUGGGAAGAAUGUAAGGCAGUUACUCUUACGAAUGAAGAAAUCCUGGAAGAAAAUACCAGCAAGCCAACAGAGCACAUCCAAGGAAGUUUCCAUGGAAAUUUGGAGGAAAAGGAACAAGGAAAUGGACCUGUACAAGGGAAAGAACCAAAAAGGAAGGAAAUUCUAAAACCGUACGUUCCAAAGGCACCAUUUUCCCAGAGACUCAGGGGAGGUAAGAAAGAGAAGUCAUACUCAAGAUUCUUAGACAUGUUUGCAUCCCUCAAUGUCAACAUACCCUUCAUCAAAACUCUCCAACAGAUGCCUACCUACAUCAAGUUCAUGAAAGAGUUGCUAACCAAGAAUAGAACCUUGAAAGCGAGACAAACAGUGAUAAUGAACAAGGAAUGUAGUGCCCUCAUCAAGAAGGAUUUACCUCUGAAGAAAAAAGAUCCGCAGAGCUUUCAUAUCCCCUGUGCCAUAGGAGAUACAAGGAUUGAUAGAGGAUUCUGUGAUCUAGGAGCCAGCAUAAAUGUGAUGCCUCUGUCUCUCAUGAAGAGGUUUCAAAUCAAUGAACUGAAAUCCAUAGAUGUAGUCAUCCAAUUGGUCGAUAAGACUCAGAAGCAAGCUGAAGGAGUAGUCGAGAAUGUAUUGGUCAAAGUGGAAAAUUACUUCCUCCCCACUGACUUUGUUGUUCUGGACAUGGAGGAAAGUUACCUCCAUCCAAUCAUUCUGGAAAGACCGUUUCUAGCCAAUGCUAGAGCACUCAUAGAUGUGGAACAAGAAAAGUUAAUACUGAAAAUACAUUAUGAACAUCUCACUUUCCAUGUUUUCAAACCUACACCUGAAUCUGAGCCAAAACCUAAGGAACCGAAGGAUGAUCACAGCAAAAUGUCCCUUAAAGAAAGCAACAGUGAACCGGAAGCAGAGCCCCUGAAACAAUCCUUGGUGAACAAGCAAGAAUUUCAAGAGAUACAAUAA
Molecule: messenger RNA, 1209 nt
Organism: Arachis stenosperma
Lineage: Eukaryota; Viridiplantae; Streptophyta; Magnoliopsida; Fabales; Fabaceae
Exons: 2
Coding region: 1-1209 (402 amino acids)
Source: RefSeq, a predicted model, not a curated record